Messenger RNA from Anoplopoma fimbria (sablefish), 1101 nucleotides. It is a transcript of the gene ltb4r2a, whose product is annotated as leukotriene B4 receptor 2a. Gene Ontology annotation, molecular function: leukotriene receptor activity. NCBI's taxonomy places the organism in Eukaryota, Metazoa, Chordata, Actinopteri, Perciformes, Anoplopomatidae. Gene Ontology annotation, cellular component: membrane. The record is from RefSeq and is a predicted model, not a curated record. The transcript is spliced from 4 exons. Bases 1 to 1101 code for a protein of 366 amino acids. Gene Ontology annotation, biological process: immune response; G protein-coupled receptor signaling pathway.
AUGGACCCUUUAGUGAACAACUCCUCCAUUUGGACAACUGUCCAUCCAAACAACAUUGUCACCAACACUGGCCCCAACAUUGGCAACGCUAUGGGCGGGCUCAUUCUGGGCCUCGUCUUUCUCUUGGGCUUCCCCGGCAACGUCUUCAUCAUCUGGAGCAUCCUGGCGCGCUCCCGGAGGCACUCCGUCACCACCCUCCUCAUCCUCAACCUAGCCAUCGCCGACGGCUCCCUGAUGGCUCUCACCCCGUUCUUCAUCACCUACCUGGCGAUGAAUAAGUGGGUGUUUGGGAAUGUGAUGUGUAAGAUCCUCUUCUACCUUUGUUUGGUCAACAUGUACGCAUCCAUCCAGCUCAUCAUGCUCAUGAGCAUCUACAGGCUGGUGGCGGUGCUGUGGCCUCAGCGCGUCGGCAUCAUCACUGGCCGCAAGACUGUGAUGCGCGGGCUGGCGGUGGUGUGGGUGCUGGUGAUGGUCGCCUCCAUUCCAGCUAUGAUCUUCAGAAAGCAGGACAAGCCUACGUCUAAGUGCGAAUCUGUCCAUGAGAAACGCGACGAUGUGGUUCUCCAGUACACGCUGGAGCUUGUGUUUGGCUUCUUAAUCCCAUACGUUGUCAUUGUAGUCAGCUACAUCUGCAUCUUACGGCGGCUCCGACAGACCAAGUUCCGCCGUCGCAUUCGUAGCGAGAAGCUCAUCCUGGCCAUCGUGUUGACCUUCUGCCUCUUCUGGUUGCCCUACCACGUCAUCAACAUGGUGCAAGUUACAUGGGCUUUGUAUCCACCUGGUGCAGUUAAAAACAAACUGGAAUUAAUAUGGCAAAAGACCCGAGCUGUCACCUCUGCCAUAGCCUUCAUCAGCAGCUGCGCCAACCCAGUGCUCUACUUCUUCGCAGGAAAGUCAUACAUCCGGCGAGAAGGGAUUGCGUUCAUGGCCCGCUUGUUUGAGGGCACAGGGCUGGACUCGGCCUCCAGGAAGAGCCGACAGAACAGCCAGAACAGCCGUGACAAAGACAAAGAGGCGGAUGCCGUCAUGCUAAAGGACAAAGAGCAAGACUCUGUUACCAACUCAAACUCUAAUACCAAACCAGUGAAGAAUGGUAACUAG